This is a messenger RNA of Caenorhabditis angaria, 852 nucleotides long. NCBI's taxonomy places the organism in Eukaryota, Metazoa, Nematoda, Chromadorea, Rhabditida, Rhabditidae. The record is from the annotation of a GenBank genome assembly.
AUGUUCUGGAUAUUCAUCACUCUGAUCAGUUUUCUAAGAGCAGAAGUAGAUUUUGGAAGAGAGGCUGAGAAAGUAUUAUAUGAGUUUCAAAAGUCUAUCCAUGAAAAAAAUCAAUUGUUGUUUAUUAAAACAUUAAGCUCAACAUUUGAAAUUGAACAAUGCGAUUUGUCAAAAAAAAACAAUUUGAAGCGAGCUGAUAUUUUCAACGAACUAAUACGAUACAAUAUUGAUUCGAUUCCAAUAAGCAAAAUCGAUUUUCGUCGAGAAUCUGUUGUUUUUGAAGAAGGAAUCCUCAAAAUAACAGCGAAGUUAGAGCAAGGUGGAGCAAUAUUUCAUGCGAGAAACGAAUCGCAUCAUUUUGUUUUGAUCAAAGAAAGACAAUACGAUUGUAAUGGAAUUAUCGCCGGAACAAUGGUUAUUGAUUCAAAAAAGUUGACAGACGAUCUAGCGAGACAUUUGUUGAGCGGAUAUGUUGAUUCUAUUCGAUCUAAAGAUAGUGAAAGCUUAUAUAAAAUAAUUCAAAAGUCUUCUUAUAAACUAUUUUGGUGCAAUUAUGAAGAUGGAACAUAUCAUAACUCUCAAGUUGAGGUAGAUGAACUUGAGAAUUUUCCUGACGAACUUAUUUCUGCUGAUAUAGAAAAACGAAUUGAUGUUAAAGUUAAAUCAAAAAUUCUUGAGGAUAAAACAAUAGUGAUUGAUGUUGAAUCCGAAUGCAAUAAAAUCAAUUCAACUUUUGAAGCAAAAUAUUCUUCCGUUGAAAAGGGCUAUCAAUUUGUGAAGGAGACAAACCACAGAUGUUUCACAAAACCACCCGGAUUGCAAUAUGAAAACUUUCAAAAUGCCAGUCUUUGA